AGGCUGGGCUGCUGUCCGUCAGUGAGCAGUGAUCAGAUGUGUGUGAGGGAAGCAGAGCGUCAGAGUGUUGCUGUCUCUCGGCGAUGGCCUGUCUCAUGGCCGCCUGGUCCGUCCACAACCCCACCGUCACCAACUCCAUCAUCAUGAACACCAACGGGCCCCCGGAUCUGAUGCUGGACCCCCGGACGGUGUGCGUUUGUAUGGAAGAGGGGGUCAACAAUCGGCUGGCGGGCAGCCAGCACACGCCGCUGCUGCAGGGACACCUGAAGAAGGUGGACAACAACCUGACGGAGGCCCAGAGGUUCUCCUCGUUACCACGGAGACCAGCGGUCAACAUCGAGUUCAAAGACGUCUCGUACUCCGUCAGAGAGGGACCCUGGUGGAGGAAGAAAGGUUACAAAACUCUGCUCAAAGGGAUCUCUGGGAAAUUCACCAGCGGGGACCUGGUGGCCAUCAUGGGGCCCUCAGGAGCCGGAAAGUCCACCCUCAUGAAUAUCCUGGCCGGGUACAGAGAGACGGGGAUGAAGGGGGAGAUCCUGAUCAACAGUCAGCCCAGAGACCUGCGCUCCUUCAGGAAGGUUUCCUGUUACAUCAUGCAGGACGACAUGCUGCUGCCUCACCUCACCGUGCAGGAGGCCAUGAUGGUUUCGGCCAACCUGAAGCUGCAGGAGAAGGUGGAGGCUCGCAGGGAGAUGGUCCGGGAGAUCCUGAUGGCUCUGGGUCUACUGGACUGUGCUAAAACCAGGACGUCUCACCUGUCGGGGGGGCAGAGGAAGAGAGUGGCCAUCGCGCUGGAGCUCGUCAAUAAUCCCCCAGUCAUGUUCUUCGACGAGCCCACCAGUGGUCUGGACAGCUCGUCUUGUUUCCAGGUGGUCUCCCUGUUGAAAGCUCUGGCUCAGGGAGGACGAACCGUCAUCUGCACCAUCCACCAACCCAGCGCCAAACUGUUCGAACUCUUCGACAAGUUGUACGUUCUGAGUCAGGGUCAGUGUAUCUAUAGAGGGAAAGUCUCCAGUCUGGUUCCUUACCUGAGGGACCUCGGACUCAACUGCCCCACCUACCACAACCCUGCUGACUUCGUGAUGGAGGUGGCGUCUGGAGAGUACGGAGAUCAGAUGGUCCGACUGGUGAAGGCCGUCCAGGACAGGAAGUGUGAGAAGGAUUAUCAGACUGAGCUGAACGGAGCGUCAAACCUCCACCCGCUGCUGUGGCAGCGCACAGAGGAGGAGGGUUCGUCGUCUGAAGGUUGUCACAGUUUCUCAGCCAGCUGCAUGACUCAGUUCUCCAUCCUGUUCAGGAGGACUUUCCUCAGCAUCCUCAGAGACUCGGUGCUGACUCACCUGAGGAUCUCCUCUCACAUCGGGAUCGGCGUUCUGAUUGGUCUGCUGUACCUGGGCAUCGGGAACGAGGCCAAGAAGGUUCUGAGCAACUCCGGGUUCCUGUUCUUCUCCAUGUUGUUCCUGAUGUUCGCUGCUCUGAUGCCCACAGUGCUCACAUUUCCUCUGGAGAUGGGAGUUUUUCUGAGGGAGCACCUGAACUACUGGUACAGUCUGAAGGCUUACUACCUGGCCAAAACCAUGGCUGACGUCCCCUUCCAGGUAGUAUUCCCGCUGGUGUACUGCAGUAUUGUGUACUGGAUGACGGCUCAGCCUCCAGACGCCGGGCGGUUCUUCCUCUUCCUGUCUCUGGGGGUUCUGACCUCUCUGGUGGCCCAGAGUCUGGGUCUGCUGAUCGGAGCUGCCUCCACCUCGCUGCAGGUGGCGACGUUUGUCGGCCCGGUCACAGCGAUCCCCGUUCUGUUGUUCUCGGGGUUCUUCGUCAGUUUCGACACCAUCCCCUGGUACCUGCAGUGGAUGUCCUACAUCUCCUAUGUCAGGUACGGUUUCGAGGGCGUCAUCCUGUCCAUCUACGGUCUGGACCGAGAGGAUCUGCACUGUGAUGAAGACGACACCUGUCACUUCCAGAAGUCUGAGGCCAUCCUGAAGGAGCUGGACAUGCUGGACGCCAAACUCUACCUGGACUUCAUCGUCCUCGCCAUCUUCUUCUUCUCUCUGAGGCUCAUCGCUUACUUUGUCCUCCGCUACAAGAUCAGCGCUGAGAGGUAGACCAGGACCAAGACCAGGACCAGGACCAGGAGGUGGACCAGGAGGAGAAGCGUCUGGCGUUUAGGACAAAACCUUUAGGCCAAAGUUAGCAUGUAGCUGUGGAGUUUGUCUACAUGUGAACACUGAAUCUACUUUGGCUCGCUGUUAAAAAAAUGACACAAAGACGAGACGACGUGAGGAGAUUUGAAACAAAUUCGGACAAAAAACAAAAACAAAGGUUAAAGGUCUCUGAGUGUCAUUAAGGAUGAGGUGAGACACAUCAGGUCCUGCAGGGACGGGAGCUGGUCUCCUGAUUCCUGAAGGUUUAACUGUGCCAAAGCCUGAAGGACCACAACAAACCAACAGAACUGGAGAACACCUGAUCGAUAUUCACGUUAUCAGAAUAAAAGCCUCUGCAGGCCGGGUGAGGAGGUGGGACAGACUCUGGACGCUCAUGAUUCAGUAUGUUUUUAAAGCGUCUCGGGACGGAGACGACAUGUUAAUUUAGUUUAUCUCUGCGGCGAGGACACUUUGGACUCUGUCCACACAAACACUGUGUAUCUCAGACUGUUUAUGAAUAAAGUAAAGACCAGUUAUUUCCUGAAUAAAAACUUUAUUUACUCCCACA
Molecule: messenger RNA, 2712 nt
Organism: Siniperca chuatsi (mandarin fish)
Lineage: Eukaryota; Metazoa; Chordata; Actinopteri; Centrarchiformes; Sinipercidae
Gene: abcg1
Product: ATP-binding cassette, sub-family G (WHITE), member 1
Exons: 15
Coding region: 84-2105 (673 amino acids)
Biological process (GO): cholesterol homeostasis
Cellular component (GO): plasma membrane
Molecular function (GO): ATP hydrolysis activity; ATP binding; ABC-type sterol transporter activity
Source: RefSeq, a predicted model, not a curated record